AUGUCUCCCACCAUGGUAGAACCCAACAGCUUGGAUGUCAUGUGUCUGAACAAAUACUGCAACAGCUCCUCAUCGUCAUCCAGCUCGGAGAACGAGAAAAAGAUCUGGACCAAGCUGAAGCUGAAUUUGGCCCAAGAUUAUCCGAGGAAGAACGCGGAGAUCCUGAGUGGACAAUACGGGACCAAUUUGCUCCUGAUUGGAGCGGCGCUCAUGCUGGCCCUGGCCCACCACAGCCCUUCUGUCAAAGAAGACCACCUGCUGUCUUUCGUCACCUGCCUCAUGAUCCUCCAACUCGUCUGGAUGUUGUGGUACAUGCUGGUGCGGACCCGACACAAGAAUACUCGUGCUGAGAAAGACGUCCAUGCCACCACGUGCUGGAUCAGAGGUGGCUUGACUCUUCUUGCACUUCUCUCAAUGAUUAUGGACGUGUUCCGAAUCGGAUAUUAUGUUGGGUAUCAAGCUUGUGUGUCGGCCAUUCUUGGGGUAUAUCCUGUCAUCCAUGCGAGCCACACUAUAGCCCAGGUGCACUUUCUCUGGUUUCACAUCAAGGAUGUCGUCAAGCGUUUUGAAACAUUAGAGAGAUUUGGUGUCAUCCAUGCAGUCUUUACCAACCUCCUACUCUGGGCCAAUGGUGUGAUGUCGGAAGCCGAGCACUUCUUGAACAACCAUAAUAGAAGGCUCUCUGCCCUGGGCUAUGGAAACCUCACUAUAGUUCACACCGAGCCUCACUGUAACUGCACCACCAGCACUUGCUCCAUGUUUUCCAGCAGUCUCUACUAUCUGUAUCCCUUCAACAUCGAAUACCACAUCUUUGUCUCCGCCAUGCUCUUUGUCAUGUGGAAGAACAUUGGAAGGAACAUUGACCUUUCUUCGAAUCAGAAACGGCUAGCUACCAAAACCCAAGGUUUGACCUUGGGCCCUGUUUUGGGUCUAGUCGCCUUGGCCAGUACCAUCGGGAUUCUGGUGGUUUACAUAACACACAUGGAAGGUUCCGUUCCAACUCGGCGCUCGGCCAUUUCCAUGUUCUACAUCUACGGCAUCAUCAUGCUGGCGUUUAUGUGUGCCGCCUGCGCCUCGGGUUUGCUCAUAUACCGAGCGGAUCGCAUGGCACCGGACACCUCGAAGAACCCCUCCAGACAGUUGGACACAGAACUGCUUUUUGGAUCAUCUAUCGGCUCCUGGUUCAUGUCCUGGUGCAGCAUCGUAGCCGUGCUGGGAGCCGACAGCAGUCCGCCGUAUCGCUGGACCAAUUUGGUCUAUUCUUUGCUUGUGGUAUUAGAGAAGUGCAUCCAGAACCUCUUCAUCGUAGAAUCCCUCUACCGCCGGCAGGACGACACCGGGCGGGGUGACCCCGAAUUAGUGGCUUCGUCUGAAAUCUUCUCGGUGACGUCUUCUUUGGCCCCACCUUACAAUGGCAUCUUCAACCGAGCCUACGACACACCGGACCGGGCUUGCGUCGCCAUGGAGAACGAGCAAGAAGAGAGCGGACAAGUGUACAAAUUAGCGGAGGUGCCACAGCCUUUUGGAAACCAAGUCGCCGACGCUCCCAAUGUCAAGAGGCAAAUCCUGAAGAACAUCGCCAUCUUCUUAAUUAUGUGCAACAUCUCGCUGUGGAUCCUCCCCGCCUUUGGCUGUCGGCCGCAGUACGAAAAUGGGUUGGAACAGGAGGCCUUCGGUUUCAGUACAUGGACUACAACUCUCAAUUUUGCGGUUCCUUUAAACCUAUUCUAUCGCAUGCACUCGGUCGCUUCUCUAUUUGAGGUCUUCCGGCGCGUCUGA
Molecule: messenger RNA, 1779 nt
Organism: Syngnathus typhle (broad-nosed pipefish)
Lineage: Eukaryota; Metazoa; Chordata; Actinopteri; Syngnathiformes; Syngnathidae
Gene: otop1
Product: otopetrin 1
Exons: 6
Coding region: 1-1779 (592 amino acids)
Biological process (GO): inner ear morphogenesis; proton transmembrane transport
Cellular component (GO): membrane
Molecular function (GO): proton channel activity
Source: RefSeq, a predicted model, not a curated record